Messenger RNA from Symsagittifera roscoffensis, 2614 nucleotides. RefSeq lists its product as uncharacterized. Gene Ontology annotation, biological process: intracellular signal transduction; mitotic cell cycle; protein phosphorylation. Bases 6 to 2564 code for a protein of 852 amino acids. Lineage: Eukaryota; Metazoa; Xenacoelomorpha; Acoela; Convolutidae. The transcript has 7 exons. Gene Ontology annotation, cellular component: cytoplasm; nucleus. Gene Ontology annotation, molecular function: histone H3T3 kinase activity; ATP binding. The record is from RefSeq and is a predicted model, not a curated record.
ACUGAAUGAAUAUGAAAAGAGUUCAUUUUGGGAAGAGAUCACGUGCGUCGAACCUGUUCAAUGCAGCACUCACCGAAGAAGAGAACAAUACACCCCCGAGAUACAACAUGAAGAUGAAGCCAUCCUUUAAUUUCACCGCAUCCUCCAUUCAGCCACGGCUUCAGACGCUUGCAGAGGGUCUUGAUGAUGAAAAGGAAAAUAUUUCUACCGAUGAACUGCCACAUGAAGUUAUCUACUCGAGUAAUCAUAAUCAAUAUCCCAGAGUAGAAUAUGCAAAAGAAUGCGAUUUGAGUGGUUCAAACUGUCGCUUUUCUGAUGAGGCGCUUUCCAGUAGUUUAGAAGAGAAACAAUUUUUAUCAGGUGAAAAAAGCUCGCCCACAACUAGAUCAUUAGAAAAUAACUACAAUUCAGUGAAUUCGAAACGUUGCAGUUGCGAGGAGCAAAAUGAUCCUACGGCGUAUCUGGAGGAUGAAAACAGUUUCAGCAGACAUAAAACAAUUUCAGCAGACAUAAUAGAUAAGUUGGGAGAAAAUGAAAAUGACAAAGAAAUCUCAGAUGACAGCGGUGAAAUGUCUGCUGUUUUGUUUCUAGAUACCCUUAGCGACAUCAGUUCUACGUAUUGCACACCAGAGAAGUGGGAUAAUUCGAAAAGCGUGUUUGUCGAAGUUAUUCCCGAUCAACCUAGUGCUAGUGAAGGUACUCGUUGUACAGCUAGUAGUUAUUCUAUGGUUUGCCCAGCUAAUGUACACGAUAAAUCGCGCGAAAGGGAUUCCACUGAAGGUACUUCUGGUCCUUAUUUGAAUUCAUACCUGGAUGGAAGUACUGAUACUAUGGGUUCGAAACAUGUAGAAGUCGCGCAAAGUUCUCUGUUAAAUGCAAAAGAGCAAGUAACUCAAAAUAUAGAACAGUUAAUUCAAACUGAAACUGAGGUGUUAAAAAGAGAGGAAAAACCUGAAAACGAGAAAACACUAGUGAGAAAUACCGAGGAACGCGCUUCAUUUUUAUCUGUUUCGCCAAACGCGCACUUGGGAGUUUUAUCUACAGAAUUUUCCAAUGAAGAUUUGUUAGACGGCGAGAUGGCUGAGGUGAAUAAUCGCGAAAGUAAUCAUUAUCGAGUAAAUCCUGAAAAUGCUAAAUCUGAACAAAUUUCAGAGGAUAAGAAAAGCUCCGCUAAGAAAAUUUUUGUUCCCCCAUUCGCGGACAUGAAAUCGAGGAUUUCUAAGAGGCGAACUACUAUCAUAAAUUUGCGAAGAAAUUUCCAAUCAAAUGUCGACUCAAAAAGCAGGCCUCAUUUGAGCAUGUGUAAAUUAAGCAAACAGUCGCUCAGAAUGGUUGCUAAAUCCAGACAAUCAGUCGUGAUACACACGAGGACAGGUGUGUCAGAAAUAGACGUCACAGUAGACAAAGUUAACUUGGAAAUCGAAGCAAGUAAGAUAGAAGCUACAAAAUCUUGCAAAAGUUAUCUCAAACUGUUGACUUUGGAGAAUCGGGAAAUCUUCGAAGACGCUAAAGGACUACUGGAUUCAUUUGAGCAAGUUGACAAAAUAGGCGAGGGAGCAUUUUCUGAAGUGUUUCGAGUGGCUCUACAUAACAGUGUGGACGAAUCUGAGAAGAGAGUGUUGAAAGUGAUGCCUUUGAGCAGUGGGACUGAAAAUGAUCGGCUGAAUGCAGACAACGAGUAUGUCAUUACAGAUUUGUUGAGCAAACUAUGUCCCAAUUUCGUGCAGUUGUAUGGCGCCUGGUAUGUCACCGGUGCUUACCCAAGGAUACUACUGGACGCCUGGGAGAGGUUUAGCAGACUGUACCCUGAUCUAGCCCUGAACUGUGACCCCAGCUGUCUGCCGGACGAGACAGAGUUCUGUGUGUUGUCUUUGGAGGAUGCCGGCUUUCCUCUGGAUCAGUUCGUGUUUACUAAAUUCGAUCAAGUUGUGUCCACGGUGCAGCAGAUAGCAUGCAGUAUAGCAAUGGCUGAGCAAAAACUGCAGUUCGAGCACAGGGAUCUACAUAUGAGCAAUGUGUUGGUGAGUCCCACAAGAGUCAAGAGAUUCAGUUACUCUCUGAGCAAUGAAACCGGUAACAGAAACAAAACUACUACCGUGGACGUGAACACCCGUGGGGUCAAGGCCACAAUAAUAGACUACACUCUAUCAAGACUACUAGUAGACAAUCAGCUGAAGUUCAAUGAUCUUUCUGGCGAAGAGAAUGCGGACUUGUUCGUGGACCAAAUAGUCCCAUCACCAGAAGGCACUUCUUCGUCUACCUGUGAUUACAAUGAGGAGGAGAAGGGGACAAUAGACAAAGAGAGUGAAGGACAGUUCAAAGUGUACAAGUUCAUGCGCACCUUGGUGAACAAUGACUGGGGACAGCAUGUGCCAGAGACUAAUGUGUUCUGGAUGCACCACAUAGUGGACAGACUACUCUAUGGGAGGGAUAGGAAAGCGCAUUUGUCCCAAUGUGACCCCGUAAAGAGGGAGCGCCUGAAGAAAGUCUAUUCCAAAAUGAGUUCAGACCAGUUCAAAUCAUGUGUCGACCUUGUGCAAAAAUCGGAUCUGCUUAAAAUUUAAAUUGAACUUUUUUGUGUUGGAAUUGUAAUUUGAAAUUUUUGUUCACGUUC